Zerene cesonia (dogface butterfly) is the source of this 1010-nucleotide messenger RNA. It is a transcript of the gene SmD3, whose product is annotated as small nuclear ribonucleoprotein Sm D3. The record is from RefSeq and is a predicted model, not a curated record. NCBI's taxonomy places the organism in Eukaryota, Metazoa, Arthropoda, Insecta, Lepidoptera, Pieridae. Gene Ontology annotation, molecular function: RNA binding. Gene Ontology annotation, cellular component: U4 snRNP; U1 snRNP; precatalytic spliceosome. The transcript has 2 exons. Gene Ontology annotation, biological process: RNA processing; spliceosomal snRNP assembly. Bases 137 to 529 code for a protein of 130 amino acids.
UCUAUGGUCUGUAUCUGCCAUUGUUUGUUUGUGCUUUUCAGCGUCGAAAAGUUUCAUAAAUUUAUCUUUUUUCAUCUGGAGAUAACCAGAUUUAAGUAUAAGUUCUGUUUAGAUUUGUGAAACUAGGUUAUUCAACAUGUCUAUUGGAGUGCCUAUUAAAGUAUUACAUGAAGCCGAGGGUCAUGUAGUAACUUGUGAAACAAAUACCGGCGAAGUCUAUCGCGGGAAACUAAUUGAAGCCGAAGAUAACAUGAAUUGCCAAAUGACCAUGGUCACAGUAACGUAUAGAGACGGUCGAAUUGGUCAACUCGAAAAUGUUUACAUUAGAGGGUCCAAGAUACGUUUUCUGAUUUUACCAGAUAUGUUGAAGAAUGCUCCAAUGUUUAAACGACAAGGAAAUAAACCGACCGCUGGUCGUGGCAAAAGCGCUAUAUUGCGAGCACAAGCGGCGGGUCGGGGCCGGGCGGGGGGCCGCGGCGGGGGGCACCGCGGCGGCUGGCAGGGCGGCUCGGGGCCCUCGCGACGCUAGCCACAUAUUAAUAUCUUGAGAUCGGUUAUUGAGUGUUGCUUGUAAUCCUGUUGUUGUAUUUGCCAUAUGUCCAUAAUGUAUGAAGGAAUUAUUUGUAAAAUUGAGAGAAAUGCACAUUGCAUUGCGUUGAGUGAGAAGCGAUAGUAAAUAUACUAUUGGCAAAGUGAAAUUUGUACUAUAAAAUACAACCAAGAAUAGGAUGGCUCUUAAUUCUUAUCAAAUAUUUAUAUGAGUCGCUUAAAUUGACUCUGUAACUUCAUUUUAUCUCUCCCAUACUAUCACUACUUAUUUAAAAUGAGGAUUUCCAAUAUAUGUUAAAAGUAUGAACUUGUCUCUCAACCCUUGAGGCUGUUCAAUGAAUUAUUUGAUUGAAUUACAACCACGGUAUUAUAAGCAAUUCUCUGUUAGUAUGUGGCAAUGUGUGUUUUAGUGUAAAGUGACUUGUGAUAUGAGAAAGGACUCAAUAAAUUACACAACCAAA